AUGAAUCAGGAGAUGACCGGAGUGGAGGCGGAGGCCCACGGGCGGCGAGACGGCGGCGGCGCCGUCCCUGCGGACAGCAUAGACUACGUGUUCAAGGUCGUGGUGAUUGGCGACUCGGCGGUGGGGAAGACUCAGCUGCUGGCCCGAUUCACCAAGAACGAGUUCUGCUUCGACUCCAAAUCCACAAUUGGGGUCGAGUUCCAGACCCGCACCGUCAGCAUAAAGGGCAAGGUCAUCAAGGCCCAGAUCUGGGACACCGCCGGCCAGGAAAGGUACCGGGCCGUGACGAGCGCAUACUACAGGGGAGCGCUGGGAGCGAUGCUGGUGUACGACAUCACGAAGCGGCCGACGUUCGACCACGUGGCGAGGUGGGUGGAGGAGCUCCGUGCGCACGCCGACAGCUCCAUCGUCAUCAUGCUGAUCGGCAACAAGGCCGACCUUGCCGCCGACCACCGCGCCGUCACGACGGAGGACGCCGUCGAGUUCGCCGAGGAGCAGGGGCUCUUCUUCUCCGAGGCCUCCGCAUUGAGCGGGGACAACGUGGACAAGGCCUUCUUCCGGGUGCUGGAGCACAUCUACGCCGCCGUGUCGAAGAAGUCCCUGGAUUCCUCCGCCGAUCCGGCCAAGGCCAACGGCGGGGCGCUGCAGGGGGAUAAGAUCGACGUGAUUUCGGGAGCGGAUAUGGAGAUCAGUGAGCUGAAGAAGUUGUCUUCCUGCUCUUCUUGUUGA
Molecule: messenger RNA, 729 nt
Organism: Linum trigynum
Lineage: Eukaryota; Viridiplantae; Streptophyta; Magnoliopsida; Malpighiales; Linaceae
Source: the annotation of a GenBank genome assembly